This is a messenger RNA of Aspergillus terreus NIH2624, 558 nucleotides long. RefSeq names its product putative GPI anchored cell wall protein (Dan4). Lineage: Eukaryota; Fungi; Ascomycota; Eurotiomycetes; Eurotiales; Aspergillaceae. The transcript has 2 exons. The record is from RefSeq and is a predicted model, not a curated record. Bases 1 to 558 code for a protein of 185 amino acids.
AUGAACCCUCUCGUCCGCCUUCUCGUCCUCUCCCUGGUGGCUUCCUCCACCUUGGCUAUCCCCGCUCCCGAGCGUGCCGAUCCCGAUGCCGAUGUUGCUCUGCCCAAGACCAAUCUGCAUGACUACAUCCAUCGCAUCGACGAGGACUCCAUCCAGCACGCCCUGCAGCUCUUUGACAACCAGACCUCGGCGUCGACCACUCGGCCUACCUCCCAGCCUACCUCCGCUUCCUCUACCUCCUCUUCCACCUCCACCUCCGAGUCGCAGUCUGAGAAGUCGUCGUCGUCCAAGACGACUACCGACGAGCCCACCACCGCUCCCACCACCACCGAGGGCCCACGCACCACCACCUACAAAAGCACUACCACCUUGCCCAACGGCCAGCAGAGCACCGUCACCCGCGUCACUGUCAUCCAUCCCACCCAGACCGCCACCGCCGCCAGUCGCACCGGCCCGGCCCCCGGUCUGCAGACCGAUUCCGCCGCCUCGACCGCCAGUUUCGCCCGCGAACUGUGGUUGAUGGUUGGGGGCGCCGCCCUCGUCGCCAUGGCGCUGUAA